Penicillium diatomitis is the source of this 708-nucleotide messenger RNA. RefSeq names its product SUR7/PalI family protein. Gene Ontology annotation, biological process: fungal-type cell wall organization. NCBI's taxonomy places the organism in Eukaryota, Fungi, Ascomycota, Eurotiomycetes, Eurotiales, Aspergillaceae. The record is from RefSeq and is a predicted model, not a curated record. The transcript has 4 exons. Gene Ontology annotation, cellular component: cell cortex of cell tip; plasma membrane. Bases 1 to 708 code for a protein of 235 amino acids.
AUGAAGGUGAACUUGAGUGACUUUCCAACCGUCGGGAAACUUGAUCUCCGGCGAUCGUUCAGUAUAAGCAGUGCGGAUGUGUCUGGACUAGCAGAUACAGCCACAACCGAGGCUACCAAGACGACAAACAGUGCAGCAGAUAGUAUUUCCCAGGCAUCGGCCGCAGUUGGGACUGUCGCCAACCAAGCCCAGAGUCGCAUCGAAUCCAUUGCCAGUGAGCUGAAAGUAAAUCUUCCCGCGUACUAUUCGGUCGGACUGUGGGAUUACUGUCAGGGAAAGACGGUUGGGGGUCGGCCGUCAAACUGCACUAGACCAUCGGCAUCUUUCUCGUUUAAUUUACUCGACAUCUCCAAAUAUGUCUCCCCCGAGUUCAACGACCUGUUUCCCAGCAAAGACACCAAAGGUCUCACAGGAUCGCUCAAACUAUCCAAGUUCGCCAUAUCCGCCUAUAUCGUGGGCAUUUCCACCACUGCCUGCGCCCUGGUCGUGGGUCUGGUGACCACUUUCCGUGAGGCAAAGAGCAGAUGGUUAAAGGUGCUACAGAUCCUUUCAUCUGCGAUAGCGCUUGCUUCUAUCCUCAUAGCCUCCGCGGUGGUGACAGCGAUAUAUACGGCUUUGACGGGUGCCGUUGAAGUGGUGUUGGGAAGCUUUGGUGCCCAUGCGUCGCUCGGUGUACAACGAGCGCUGCAAGACUGCCUUCAAAGCUAG